Molecule: messenger RNA, 1279 nt
Organism: Carya illinoinensis
Lineage: Eukaryota; Viridiplantae; Streptophyta; Magnoliopsida; Fagales; Juglandaceae
Product: 50S ribosomal protein L9
Exons: 6
Coding region: 385-1050 (221 amino acids)
Biological process (GO): translation
Cellular component (GO): mitochondrion; ribosome
Molecular function (GO): structural constituent of ribosome
Source: RefSeq, a predicted model, not a curated record
CGUUUAGCGUAGUCAGGGUUUCUAAAUCACGGUGACACCGCGACCUCACUCUCAGGCCAAUCUCUCCUCUCUGUGACUCCGUCUCUCUCUCUUCUGUCGCCGUGCGGCCGUCCCCGGAACCCCCCUAUCGCGACCGCACUCGGCCCCACUCAGACCCGUCUCUCCCUUCUUACUCUCUCUCUCUUCUCCAGCCGUGCGGCCUUCCAUUUACGCUUUCGCAGGUCCUAGAACUGCCCCUGCCCCUGCCCCUCGCCGUCGGCCACCACUGCCCCUCGCAGCCGGUUCCAUCUCCCCUAUCGGUUUCUUCUCUCUGUAGAUUCCCUAGGCGUCCCCGUCGGUUCCUACUUCAGUCAACCCACGAAGGGAUAUAGAUAAAGACUUUAUAUGGCUUACAUGCAAUAUGGAAGAAAUGCUCUUCGGAAGAUUAUUACAGACACUACCCUACAGAGGUCUGAUCGUAUGCUGAAUCCAUUGCUAUAUGCUUCUCAAGGGCUUCGAUAUAGGAAGUUGGAAGUCAUUCUAACAACGAGCAUAGGGAAGCUUGGGAAAGCAGGGGAGACAGUGAAAGUUGCUCCGGGAUAUUUCCGCAACCACCUUAUGCCUAAGUUGCUGGCAGUCCCAAAUAUUGAGAAAUAUGCUUUUCUUGUCAGGGAACAGCGCAAGAUCUACCAACCUGAGGAGGAGGAAGAGGAAGUUAAAGUGGUUAAAGAGUCUAAGGAAGAUAAGAUGAAAGAAUACGAGAAGGCUGCAAGACGUCUAGAUAAAUCUAAACUGGUAUUGCGGAGAUUGAUCAAUGUUGAUAAAUUUCGUUCGCGUGCCACAAAAGACGAGCCUAUAGAAUUGCGUUCCCCUGUAACAAAGGAUGAUAUCAUAGCUGAGGUGGAAAGGCAGCUUUCUGUGCGAAUUGGGCCUGAAAACCUGCAUCUACCUUCUCCUUUGACUACUUUUGGUGAGUUUGAGGUGCCACUACGCUUGCCGAAGUCUAUCCCAUUGCCGGAGGGGAAGGUUCAGUGGACUCUAGAUGUUAAAAUCCGGGGAAAGGGUAAAUAGGAUCAAAUUUUGGCAAGUAUGUGAUUAAUCGUUGUGGUGGUCAAGCUUUGAAUUUGAAAAGACAGUCCAAAAGUUGAUAUGUGAUCAUGACAGAGGCCCUUUUUUUCCUCAGUUGCGAGUUCUGCUGCCAAAUGAUAAAACAAUGUUCUCUGAUUAUUUUUUCGGUCCCAUUGGAAUCUUUAAAGAGUAAUAGAGCAUUGAUUUUGAACGGGAAAGGCUUAUUUUGAAA